UUGGCAUAAAAUAAUUAGCUCUUGUGUUUUUGUUAAGAGAUGCUAUGUUCAAUAGAAUUUAAUUUCUUUAUACUUCCCAUGCACUCAGCUUUUAAAAUAUAAUUCUUUAGGGAAAAGGAGCAAAUAUUCACUGAGAAUGUUGAUCUGUCAGGGACUAGGGUAGCCAGAGGAAAGAGAAAGUAUAGGGGUUACUGUCUAUACCCUGAAGUGUGAGUAAGUGUUAUUUUGUAUGGAGCUCCGAGCUAAGAUUUCUUUUAAGGCAUGCAAAUGGUAAAGUUGUGAUUUGUCAACUGCACGCUGUUUCUUUAGGCACUGAUGUAUGAAAUCCUGAACGAAUUCUCCAAUGAACAUACUGCUAAUUGCUUCUCCACCUGCUCUCCAACCUCCCCCCGCACCCCACCCCCUCCACUCUCAAUUCAGCCUCUAAGUGUCCGUCAUUGGAGAUGGAUGGUGACACAUGCAGUAAUAGCAAUUCAUAAAAGGCAGUUCCAGCCCUUGUCUUCAAGGCUCCUGGAUUUUCCACUGCCUGCUUUUGUGUAAGUGAAGUGGAUGGAAGUGCUACUGGCAUCAGAAUCCACCUCCCCAUGCUCUGUCGCUAGAGCUCAGUUGCUCUGCUGGAGCUGAGCUUACCAGAAGAAUCGGAUCUGAGCGGAAUCGUGGCAGUGAUUUUCUCCCCGUCAAUGGGGGGUGGGUUAGGGAUAGUAGUGUGUAGUGGGGGCUUAGGUUGUUUUAGCUUUUCUUUCUGAGGACAGAAGAGGGUCAGGAGAGAAUAACUCCCGGCAGGAUACAACGUGAAACAGUUCCCUGAAGAGUGUCACAAUGUUCCUGGUACAAUAUACAGGAUUGAACCAGCUGCCCUUUGACCCUGCCAACAACAACGAACCCCUGCAGUUUGGUAGUGCCAGUGGCCCUCUGGUUCCAGAAGGCCUCAUUGAGAAUGGAGGGGAAUCAAGCAAGAAAAGAAAGAGAACAAAUCCUCCUUCAGCUGAUAAUACUAGAACUCUGAAUGUAGAUUCUGCUGCAAUGACACUGCCUGUUUCUGAUCCAGCUGCAUGGGCCACAGCAAUGAAUAAUCUUGGAAUGGCUCCACUGGGAAUUGCUGGACAACCAAUUUUACCUGACUUCGAUCCUGCCCUUGGGAUGAUGACUGGAAUACCACCAAUAACUCCCAUGAUGCCGGGUUUGGGGAUAGUCCCUCCACCGAUUCCUCCAGAUAUGCCGGUAGCAAAGGAGAUCAUACACUGCAAAAGCUGCACGCUCUUCCCUCCCAACCCAAAUCUUCCGCCACCUGCAACACGAGAAAGGCCACCAGGCUGUAAGACAGUGUUUGUGGGUGGCCUGCCUGAAAAUGGGACAGAGCAGAUCAUUGUGGAAGUGUUUGAACAGUGUGGAGAGAUUAUUGCUAUCCGGAAGAGCAAAAAGAACUUCUGUCACAUUCGCUUUGCUGAGGAAUACAUGGUGGACAAAGCCCUCUAUCUGUCUGGUUACCGAAUUCGCCUGGGCUCUAGUACUGACAAGAAGGACACAGGCCGGCUCCAUGUUGACUUUGCCCAGGCUCGGGAUGACUUAUAUGAGUGGGAGUGUAAACAGCGCAUGCUAGCAAGAGAGGAGCGGCACCGUAGACGGAUGGAAGAAGAAAGAAUGCGUCCACCAUCCCCACCUCCAGUGGUCCACUAUUCAGAUCAUGAAUGCAGCAUUGUUGCUGAAAAACUCAAAGAUGAUUCCAAAUUCUCAGAAGCUGUGCAGACCUUGCUCACCUGGAUUGAGAGGGGGGAAGUGAACCGCCGCAGUGCCAACCACUUCUACUCCAUGAUCCAGUCAGCCAACAGCCAUGUCCGCCGCCUGGUAAAUGAGAAAGCUACCCAUGAGAAAGAGAUGGAAGAAGCAAAAGAGAAGUUCAAGCAGGCCCUUUCUGGAAUUCUCAUUCAAUUUGAGCAGAUAGUAGCUGUGUACCAUUCUGCUUCCAAACAGAAGGCAUGGGACCACUUCACAAAAGCACAACGUAAAAACAUCAGUGUUUGGUGCAAACAAGCUGAGGAAAUUCGCAACAUUCAUAAUGAUGAAUUAAUGGGGAUCAGAAGAGAAGAAGAAAUGGAAAUGUCUGAUGAUGAAAUAGAAGAGGCAACAGAAACAAAAGAAACGGAGGAAUCAGCCUUAGUGUCACAGGCAGAAGCUCUGAAGGAGGAAAAUGAUAGCCUCCGCUGGCAGCUGGACGCAUACCGGAAUGAGGUAGAACUGCUCAAACAGGAACAAGGCAAAGCCCACAGGGAGGAUGACCCAAACAAGGAACAGCAGCUGAAACUUCUGCAGCAAGCCCUACAAGGGAUGCAACAGCAUCUGCUCAAAGUCCAAGAGGAAUACAAAAAGAAAGAAGCUGAGCUUGACAGAAUCAAAGACGACAAUUUACAGGUAGAACAACUGUUGGAAAAUUUUCAUGAAAAGGAAAACUGUGGUUCUAGACUGUGUGCAUCAAGCCAAGAAGGUGAGCAACCUCUUGAGAAGACCGCAGUCAGCAAUCCUGUCAAAUCUGAACGUGAGGCACUGCUAGUGGGGAUCAUCUCCACAUUCCUUCACGUCCACCCAUUUGGAGCAAGCAUUGAAUACAUCUGUUCCUACUUGAAUCGUCUUGAUAAUAAGGCAAGCUACCAAAUACCCAGCAAAUUAACCACUUCUCCACUCUUACCGAUCAGCACCAGUGAUGUGGAAUCUCUCAUGAGUAGACUCCAGCAUACCUUCAGACAGGAAAUGACUGGAGUUGGAGCCAGCCUGGAGAAGAGAUGGAAAUUCUGUGGUUUUGAGGGCUUGAAGCUGACCUGAAGCUCUUUGCCUAGAAUUAGAGAUCCUGAAAAUAAAUGUGUGCUUGACAAGCUUAGGAUGUGAAUUUUGUCCUCAGUGGUUUUCAAGUGGACAUUGCUUUCAAUUUGUCGGUUCAUUCCCGAGUCUCUUUCAAGUUAAAAUAAGGAUCCUAGAAUAGCUUCUCAAGCUACAGGUCCUAAAAAGAAAUUGCCUCAAACCUCAAGUGCUGUAACUUUCUCCUAUUUCUAGCAAUUGGUUGACUUGUCUUAAAAGUAAUAGUGAAAAAUUCCUGAGACUAAAGCGUAUUUGGAGUGUUUUCAGUGUCUGUACUACUGCUGUAGACCUUGUACUUUUUCAACGCUGUUAGCUGCAGUGUUUUGAUGAUUUGUAUGUGCUCUGUGUUUCCAGAUUUCUCUUCACAGGUUGCUACUGGUAAAAGGAGUGAGAGGGAUGCUAGGAACCCCCUGUAACUGCCAUUGUCUUUCUCAUCUACAGUAAACACUAAAAGAAUAACCCAUCUGUGUCUUCUCCAAGGUGCUUCACCAGUUCACCUUUGAAAUAAAAAAGCAUGAACUGUGGCUUUUUGUAAAAAUACUGUGAACCAAAAGUUGACAAACGUUCCAAAGUUAUUUUCUCUAAUAGAUAAAAGGUCUAUUUCAGAAUUUUAAAACAAGAAAUCUAGAUGGAUUCAUGGGAAGUCUUCAGUAUGACUACUGUGUUUGUGCUUUUCAGAACUACUUGUAAAUAGUCUGCUUUUAAAAGAGGGCAUGUUUAGUUUUCUAUGAAUUAAAAUGCAGUCAGGUGUGGGCACAUGUGCACACACAUUGGCAGAAGGGAUUUAUUUUGGUAGUCCUUUCCUCUGGCCUUCCUACUGUCUGUUGAUCCCAUUUUUUCCUGCUGUUAGUGUGUUGAAAUGCAAACUGUGUACUGCUGUAAAUACUGUUUACUUCAAUGCUGGAUGUUUGUAAAGAACUGAUGUGAGUAUUGAAAGUAAAGAAAUAAUGAAUAAA
This is a messenger RNA of Mus caroli (Ryukyu mouse), 3806 nucleotides long. Lineage: Eukaryota; Metazoa; Chordata; Mammalia; Rodentia; Muridae. The record is from RefSeq and is a predicted model, not a curated record.